This is a messenger RNA of Diatraea saccharalis (sugarcane borer), 989 nucleotides long. The record is from the annotation of a GenBank genome assembly. Lineage: Eukaryota; Metazoa; Arthropoda; Insecta; Lepidoptera; Crambidae.
GCUUAAUUAAUUUAAAAAAUUAUGAUCGGUCAAAAAGCGAUAUUCAAAAUACCGAAAGAAAAUUCCAAAACUGUUACAAAAAAUUGUUUCAUAUUAGCAGAAGUCAUUGCCAAGCGUAGCAAACUUCUAUCAGACGAAGAGUUCGUCAAGAAAUGCUUAAAGAUAUUUGUUUCAAUAGCUUGUCCGGAGCAGAAAAAAUUAUAAAAAAUAUUAGCUCGUCACAUCAUACCAUAGCAACAAAAACUGAUCACAUGGUUAACGAUAUUGAGUUGUCUUUGAAUACGCAAUUCCAGAAAUGCCCAUUCUAUAGUUUAGCGCUCGACGAAAGUACUGAUAUAUCAGAUACAGCUAGAGAUGGGCAAAGUGUUUCCGCCCGGCGGGCAGAUAGGGAAAAACCCAGGCAUUUUAGGAAUAAAUCUUAUUUGCCCAAUAAAUGCCCGAUAGGAAGGCAUAAAAGUUAUAUUGUUAAAGACAAGAUUUAUCAUAAAUAAAGAACUGUAUAAAUGAUUUAGCUAUUAAUAUUGAAUUAUUUAAAAGAAAUGAAUAAUUUAGUAUAGAUUAUUCUGACGGAAAUAAGCUCGUAAUGUAUCUAUUAUAGGUAUAUAAAAGUGAAAGGUUACUCACUCAUCACGAAAUCUCAAAAACUGCAAGUGCUAGGAGUUUCAAAUUUUGCAAGCGAGUUCAUUUUAGGACGUAGGUGCUCAAUAAGACGGGAUUUAAUGAAAUUCAACCCCUAAGGAGGUAAAUUAGGGGAUUAAAAUUUGUAUGAAACUUCGUCACUACACGUGCUAGGAGUUUAAAAUUUUGCAUAAGGGUUCUUUUUAGGACGUGGGUGUUUACUAAGACGGGAUUUUAUGAAAUUCAACUCCUAAGGAGGUAAAUUAGGAGAUUAAAAUUUGUAUGAAACUUCGUUACUACACGUGCUAGGAGUAUAAAUUUGGGUUCUUUUUAGGACGUGGGUGCUCACUAAGCUGGAAUUUUAUGUAAUU